Messenger RNA from Coccomyxa subellipsoidea C-169, 1011 nucleotides. RefSeq lists its product as hypothetical. NCBI's taxonomy places the organism in Eukaryota, Viridiplantae, Chlorophyta, Trebouxiophyceae, Coccomyxaceae. The record is from RefSeq and is a predicted model, not a curated record. The transcript has 6 exons. The coding region runs from base 1 to 1011 and encodes 336 amino acids.
AUGGGUGGUGGUGCAUGGCCGUUCUUAGUUGGUGGGUUGCCUUGUCAGGUUGAUUCCGGUAACGAACGAGACCUCAGCCUGCUAACUAGUCACGAUUGUAUGAUUGCAAUUAUUCAUCUUCAACGAGGAAUGCCUAGUAAGCGCGAGUCAUCAGCUCGCGUUGAUUACGUCCCUGCCCUUUGUACACACCGCCCGUCGCUCCUACCGAUUGGGUGUGCUGGUGAAGCGUUCGGAUUGGCGGCAGUGCGCGGUUCGCCGCUCGCUGCAGCCGAGAAGUUCGUGAACCUGCGGAAGGAUCAUUGCAUCGAUCAAACACAAACCGCGAACCAACGUAUCCCCGCAGGCGGCCCCGCCCGGGCCGCCUGUGCGCCUGUCCCUGAUCGGCGCCCCGGUUCUCGGGGACCGGUCAGGUCUGGCGGGCUGGGGAGGCCUCUUCCCUUCACCGGGAAGGACCGAACCCGGUCGGCAAAACCCCCAAUCAAAUCCACAACCCGAAACAUCCUAAAGAUAUUGACGGCCGCCCUGUGCGGACGUCGCCAACCAAAGACAACUCUCAACAACGGAUAUCUUGGCUCCCGUAUCGAUGAAGAACGCAGCGAAAUGCGAUACGUAGUGCUCCGGCCAAGAGUAUGUCUGCCUCAGCGUCGGCUUUACCCUCACCCCCCCAAUCGGGGGCGUGGACCUGGCAGUCCCGGUCGGCAACGACCGGGUCCGCUGAAGACCAGAGGCUCGAGCAAGGACCCACAUGGGAAAACAUCUAGAGAGGUGUUCUCUGCGGCGGGCCGUGCCCAAGUCCCUUGGAAGGGGGCGUCCGAGAGGGUGAGAACCCCGUCGGCCACGGUCUUAGCCGCUCCACGAGGCGCUUUCGCAGAGUCGGGUUGUUUGGGAAUGCAGCCCAAAGCAGGUGGUAAGUCCCAUCUAAGGCUAAAUACUGACGGGAGACCGAUAGCGAACAAGUACCGCGAGGGAAAGAUGAAAAGAACUUUGAAAAGAGAGUUAAAAAGUGCUUGA